Cryptomeria japonica (Japanese cedar) is the source of this 1845-nucleotide messenger RNA. RefSeq names its product anthocyanidin 3-O-glucosyltransferase 7. The transcript is spliced from 2 exons. The record is from RefSeq and is a predicted model, not a curated record. Lineage: Eukaryota; Viridiplantae; Streptophyta; Pinopsida; Cupressales; Cupressaceae. Gene Ontology annotation, molecular function: UDP-glycosyltransferase activity. Bases 245 to 1645 code for a protein of 466 amino acids.
UCCAUGGAAAUUUCCACUUCGAAGAGACGCAAAAACUCUUCUCAAGUAAAAAAAUAUUUUACGAGACGGUACGUGCUGUCUGCUCUCUGGAAUGAAUCUGGACCUUUAACGUAUGAAAAUUUCAGCCACUUUUAGUCGUAAGUUAAAAGCUUAAUCUUUAUUCCUUCCUCGCAAAUUUUUAGAGGAGCUCUUUGGUUGAUCGUCCAACUGUGCUGAAGGAAUCAGGUUGCUCGGAAAGUUGAAUAUGGGUGGACACGCUCUUCUGAUUCCCCUUCCUUACCAGGGCCACAUAAAUCCCAUGAUGCAGCUCGCCUGGAAGCUCGUCUCCGAUGGUUUCCUCGUUACCUUCCUCAACACCGAUUUCAAUCACAACCGCAUUAUGCAAGCCAAGAGUAGAAACUGGGACGGCAUCCGAAUGAUAUCCAUUCCUGAUGGAUUACCGCCAGAUGACAAACGCACCAACAUUCCAAAUCUAAUGGAAGCAUUAGAUAACAGCAUGGCACCUUCCGUGAUUAUGAGGCUUAUCGACGUGAUAAACGAGAGGGAAGAAGAGCACAAGGUCACCGGUAUAAUAAUAGAUGUAAUUAUAUGCUCUGGGUUGAAGGCGGUAGCCGAUUUCUAUCAGAUUCCUCUCUUUGCUUUCCACACAUCGCUUGUCGCCAACUGUGCUAUCCGCUACUUCAUUCCGAAGCUCCUCUCUCUUGGGAUCCUUGGUCACGAUGGAGCUCCCAAAGAAGAGAAGAAGAUAACGUAUAUUCCGUCCAUGCCGCCUCUGCGUUCUGGAGAUCUUCCAUGGCUGUUCGGUGGUGGGGAGAAGAUGUUUAAGAGAUGCAUCCGGAUGGGAGAAAGUUUAAAGCAGAUCAAGGGGGUCCUCGCCAACUCCUUUUACGAGCUUGACGGUCCAGUGGUGGAAGAGUUAUCCAGAGAGGUGGAAGUGUACCCAAUUGGUCCUCUGAUUCCUUGCGAAUUUCUGGAGGGCGAUAAGAGGAGUACGAGUAAGGCCCCCCCAAGCUUCUGGGCAGAUGAUGUGGAAUGUCUAGAAUGGUUAGACAAACAGUCUACCCAAUCUGUGAUCUAUGUGUCGUUUGGAAGCGUCGCAGUGUGGAGCCAAAUCCAAGUGGAGGAGUUCGCAGCGGGGUUAGAGGCUACCCAGAGACCAUUUCUGUGGGUUGUUCGGUCGGAUCUAAUGGAGGGCAGCAAGCCCACUUUUCCGCAGGGAUUUAUGGAACGGGUGAGAGAGAGGAGCUGCAUAGUUUCUUGGGCGCCACAGUUACAGGUGUUAUCUCAUCCUUCCAUAGCUUGCUUUGUGACACACUGUGGAUGGAACUCUGUACAGGAGAGCAUCACCAUGGGCGUGCCCAUGCUCUGCUCGCCUUAUUUCGUAGAUCAGUUUCUUAACCGCACAUAUAUUGUGGAUGUCUGGAAGAUUGGACUACCUCUGGAGUCGAAUAAGGAUGGAAUAAUAGAGAAGGGGGAGAUUGCUAGAGCCGUUGACAGAUUGCUGGUGGGAGAAGAUGGCGCAGAGAUAAGCAAGCACGCCACCAAAUUAAUGAGAACCAGUAGAGAUACGGUGAAGGAAGGAGGUUCCUCAUUCAACAACUACAGUAUAUUUCUUCACCAGAUGAAGAAACAACUUGUUGACUGACAGAUGUCUGGCUGACAGAUGUCUGGCUGUGACAGUGAAUAUUGAUCAAUAUAUUCUCAUUUCUCAUUCUUUAUUUUAGACGAACAAGCAUGAAAUAAUUAAUUUCUAUUAGCUGGCAUGUGGGAAAUGACCAAAAUGGAAUCGCACCCCUGCAAAUGGUUUAGCAUUAAGAAUAAAAUAGUGUAAUAAUAUGUUUUUUA